Molecule: messenger RNA, 2546 nt
Organism: Maniola jurtina (meadow brown)
Lineage: Eukaryota; Metazoa; Arthropoda; Insecta; Lepidoptera; Nymphalidae
Exons: 12
Coding region: 183-2450 (755 amino acids)
Source: RefSeq, a predicted model, not a curated record
GUUUUCUUGGAUAGCAGUUGGCAACACAAACAUUUCACUUCAAGAAAAAAUCAAACAGACUGGGAACUGAUUGAACACAGCACGUGGCGGAAAGUAGUAUGUUUUGCAUUCUUAAAUCCUCAAGUUUAUUUUUAGUUUGUGUUUAUAUUACGUUGGCGCCUUUUUAAAAUAAACUAAAAAAAAUGUGGCAGACGCCCUCAUCGCACGCGGAAUCUUCAUCGUAUUCAAAUGCGAUUUCAAACUUUUCUGCUGCUGGCAUUUUGGGAAUACCAGUGAGUGAAAACAACUACGACAUGAACUCCAAUAUCCAACCACCACGGCGAAGAGGUCAUCGGAGAAGAGAUUUCCAAACAAGCCAAAGAGUACGUCCUUAUAGAAUGGCUAAUUUGGACACUCCAAGCAACAUACCUUCGAGACAUUGCAAUAGACCAAAUUUAAAUCAGGAAAGUGAUUCACGACAUGCUCAAGAAGAAUCCUCCUUCAGGUCUCAGACCAAACGAAGCGGUGGCAAUCGGCAUGGUGAUGAUAAUGAUAUGCCCGAUGAUGCCGAACGUGAGCUUUUAGUUCGGGGCAACUCUCCGCAUUCUUCCCGUUCAUUUGAAACAUUGACUCCAGAAUUAUUGCAAUUAGGUGCACCGAUUGGCCUAUCUUCACCUAUUCAGUCGAGUUCACGUGUUAGCCGAAUCAACAAGAGAUCUGCAAAUGAAGUAGAGAUAGAACAACAACGAAAGCUUCCGCAACAUUUUAUAAUUAGAUUGGACAAUGUCUGGGAGGAACCAUUUGAAGUAAAUCCGAAACGCAUUAGUCCAUCCCACGAACGAAAUAUUUUGAAGCCAUUGCUGAAUUUCGAUGAUUCAUUCUUUUCGCCGCCACGAAUGGUUCCAGAGUUUCCUACACCGUCGGCUAGUGCUCGAAAGUUAGCUAAUAAUUUAAUCAAGCUUUCACGCUACCUAAGGGCACCUAACCUCACCAAGCUGGGCUGUUUGGAUUGCGGCGGUAUUCCCGUUCUGCCCGUCACCGGACAAUGCGGUCACACGCGAUGUAUGGGAUGCAUCAUGGACAAUGGUGCCUGUUUGUGCAAUAUGGCUGCUCCAGAAGAGUUACACGUUAAUACGGUAGUGCGGCACAUAAUUGACAGAAUGAUGACAUAUAUUACAAGAUCAAGGUCAAUCAUAUCUGGAUCGACUGAAAUGGAUGACCAUACUGUUCCACAGCUUGGAGCUGAGCUGAGCCACCUAGUCAAGCGCCGCUCUAACCGUUCAUUAAACACGCCUAUGGUGAACUCAACAUAUUGUCUCGGUCGCCCUCGUAUGCCGAUGACAAUACAGGCUCGCUAUCGCAGGGCGCGACAUUUGUUGGAUGUUGGCAAGUAUCUGGAGGCAGCACCACAUCUCGCCAGAGUUGGAGCCUCUUCGGGUCCAAUUGCCCGCAAUGCCCGUAUACUUUUGCAGCAGACAAUCAACGCCAUAUGGUGUAGGCACAGACAGAGCAGCAUUUCGCACAGCCUGCGGCAAAGCGUGCGCGAGCAAGCCGCGUACGACUGGCUCAAGCCUGCGGACCUGGAGUGCGUGCUGUGCACGGACACGUUCUCCAACCCCGUGUGCACGCCCUGCGGCCACACCUACUGCCGCGAGUGCAUCGAGCGCUGCAUGCUCUUCCAGAAAAAGUGUGCGCUAUGUCUCGGCUCGUUGAAAAAUUUUAACCCUGACGAGACUCGUGACACCGUAUUUAUCACGUCUAUCCUAUCUUCCAUCGAGGUGCGAGAUGCAACGGACGUGAUACCUAUUGUUACUUGCCAUGUGGCUUAUCCCGGAAUGCCGUGUCCACUGUUCUUUUUCAACCCUCGGUACUGCCAGAUGGUUCAACGAGUACUCGCGUCUGGCUCACGGCGUUUUGGAAUGCUCGCCUACAACUUUGCUGAAUUUGGGACAGUAGUGGAAAUUCGUGACUGCAUACUGUUUGAGGAUCGCCGUUGCAUCGUAUCAACGGUUGGGGUAUCUCGAUUCACUGUUGUCGAAAAAUUCAUUCAGGAUGGCUGUGACGUAGCUCGCAUCCGGAGGGUUUCCGAUGCACAAUUCAUCCAAGAAGACCGCCUAGAGCUCCAGAUGCUAGCGAUCCGAAUAUACAGAAAAUCUUUGAUUUGGCUUCGGAGAAUAAAUGUGCCUACCGAAACUGUACUUGAGGAAAUCGAGACUGCGUUCGGUAGCCUUCCAGACAAUAUGAACCUCGAAGACUUGGAAACGCCAGAUGGACCAUUCUGGCUGUGGUGGCUCGUCGCUGUACUGCCGCUUCACCGUGAGAUAAAGUUUCUAAUACUACAAACGCGGUCUCUGCUAAAGCGGAUGUUGGCGGUGUCGCGCGCACUUGAGCGUUUGGACUUCGACUCCAGACCUCUCAGGCCAGAGGCCAUUGUUAACUCGGAGGAAUGGCUUCAAAGUAUUGGACAAUGAGGCGUAAAAACAAGAAAGGUUAUGGUUAUUUAAAGGUGGAUCAAGAUCGCCGUCGCGAUCAGUAGUUUGGAGCUCAAAUAUGUGAUAAGCCGUGAA